This is a messenger RNA of Phycomyces blakesleeanus NRRL 1555(-), 924 nucleotides long. RefSeq lists its product as hypothetical. The record is from RefSeq and is a predicted model, not a curated record. The transcript has a single exon. The coding region runs from base 1 to 924 and encodes 307 amino acids. NCBI's taxonomy places the organism in Eukaryota, Fungi, Mucoromycota, Mucoromycetes, Mucorales, Phycomycetaceae.
AUGGACAGUUACAUCGACCGAGUAAAGAAUCGUGUCAUUAACAACAAUUCUGGCGCUCCUCCAUUUGUACUCGCCAAUGAUAAAAAUACAUACAGACCAUCCUCUUUAUUCUCCGCAUCUUCUGCACCCACAAUUAGACUCCAAUCAUCCUCAGCGACUCUUAUACAACCAUCUCAACAAUCUUCAAUACCACCAACCAGAUAUGGCGCAGGCUACAACCGACCGCCCUCAAUACUACACCCCCACCGACAAACAGGAUCAGGAGCCCCAACACAUCUACUGGGUCCAAUUCUGGGGGCAUUCGCAGGUCUAAUCGUCCUGGCCGGGUUUGUGCUAUGUCUGGUCCGACGAAGACGUCCGUUCUCGAGGACUCAAAAGGUCUUCCACACCUUUCAGGAAACCAACGAAAGCAAAACACGCCAGGGUUGGGGAACCACAAUGACACACAGCUGGUCUACACUUGGAUCUUCAAGCAGUGCCUUUUCUGCAUGUCCUCCGCCCCCUGUCUACACACCCAAGGAUACCCGACGACUGACCAAUACAACCCUAACAUCCAUGACGGCCACAGACACCACAUUAAACACAGCCACUCCGGAUGCCCAACUAUCAUCACAACAAUAUCAACCACCACUAACAGUAGGAGCAGUAAAAUCACAAUCACAAAUACAAACACAAACAAAAACAAAAACAAAAUCAAUAACAGGAACAAAUACACUCGUGGAUCUAACUCCCUUUCGACAAAACUCGCUGUCUUCCAAAAACCAAUACACACCCCAAUUAGCCUUCAGCCCCAGCGCUAUGGGAGAUCGGUUCAGUAGUGAAUCCCUCCUUCACGUAGCUCCGGCCUGGUCUUCCUUUAUGAUAUCCGCUCGCUCAACCGAACAUCCUGUCAAUAAUCCCAAUAAAACAUUCCAAAGAAAAUAA